AAACAGACAACCCUUUAAUUAUGCUCAGGUAUAAGAAUUUGGUCUCCCUAAAAGCAAAGCAGCCUUAAGGAUAACGCCAAAGAGUUUCACUUUUAUAUCCUUUCCAUAUCAACUUUUGUCAAAAAGAAAGAAAAGGCAUACAAAGGACAAAACAGACUUCCCAACCAUUUCUUGCGUUUUCUCAGUUGCCUUCGUUCAUGGGUAAAAUCUGGAUUGAAGUUUGCCUGAUAUCUGCUCGCGGGCUCCGACAUUCUUCAUCCCUUUGGAAGCUUCAGUGGUUCGCAGUUGGAUGGAUUGAUCCUAACAACAAAUAUUGCACAAAGAUUGAUGCCUCAGGGAAUGCAAAUCCCGUAUGGAAAACCAAAUUUGCAACUUUGGUUGAUGACUCAAACUUCCAAGAUAUGGUAUUGCAUGUUGAAGUAUACAGCAGAGAGCCCAUUUUCCUCAGAGAAAGACUUCAAGGCACUGCAACUGUUGGCUUGAAAGAAUUUCUGGCGAAGUAUAGCAAGAACUCAGCCACAGGAAAAGAAGAAGAAGUCGGGAGCUACCAACUGCGCAAAAGAAAUUCCAAUAAACCGCAAGGUUUUAUAGAUAUCCAUAUUCGCAUCUCAGAGGACAGGGGAGAGCCCGGUUCCUACACAGGCGAUGAAGGGGGACUUGUUUUGAUGGAUCGCAGCAAUAAUAGUGCAUUGUCUUCUGAAGGUGGAUCGGGGCAAGGCUAUCCCUCUGAGCUGCCUCUUGUUCCACUUCGACGACCAGAAAAUCGAUCUUCCGAUUCUGCUUAUACGCAUCCAAUGCCCUACCCUGCAAAUUACUCUAAUCCAUCCAUGGGUGGACCAAGCUAUUCCGCAGCAGCUGGACCAAGCUAUCAUCCACCACGCACUCCACCGCCGCCACCACCGCCUUCUAAUGUUGGUUAUAUACCUACUUUUCUUCCAAAUACUGAUUACAUAAACAUGCCAUCAUCUGCAGCAGCCUCUAGAAUGGGAGCAAGACCUGGUGUGGCAAUGGGACUUGGUGCUGGAGCUGUGGCUGCUGGUGCUGUGAUUUUUGGUGAUGACUUCUUGUCAGGAUUUGAUAUUCCUUCAAGCUUACCUGAUCCUAGUCUAACAAUAUCAGUAGAGCCUCCUUUCUAAAGGAAGGGUGCUACAAUUUCCUGUAACACGCUGAAAUGCUAUGAAAACAUUGAGUUGGUUAUCUCAAAAUUUUCCACCUUCCUCAA
This is a messenger RNA of Jatropha curcas, 1222 nucleotides long. Its product is annotated as Calcium-dependent lipid-binding (CaLB domain) family protein. The record is from RefSeq and is a predicted model, not a curated record. Gene Ontology annotation, biological process: defense response. Lineage: Eukaryota; Viridiplantae; Streptophyta; Magnoliopsida; Malpighiales; Euphorbiaceae.